AUGAAGCUGCUGUUGCUGGGUCUGGGGCUGAUUCUAGUCUGCGCCCAUGAGGAAGGAAAUGAUGUUGUGAGAAGCAACUUCGAUUAUUCAAAGAUUUCAGGAUAUUGGAAUUCCAUUUUCAUGGCCUCCGAUGUCAGGGAAAAGAUAGAAGAAGGUGGUAGCAUGAGGGUUUUUGUGAAACACAUCGAAGCCCUGAGCAACUCUUCUCUGCUCUUUAACAUGCGUACAAAAGUGGAUGGAAAGUGUACUGAAAUUUCUCUGCUUACUGACAAAACAGAAAAGGAUGAUGAAUAUAGUGUUGUGUAUGAUGGAUACAAUGUAUUUAGCAUUGUUGAAAUAGACUACACUGGCUAUAUUAUGUUUCAUCUUGUGAAUUUCAAGGAGGAGCACACAUUCCAACUGAUGGAGCUCUCCCGAGAACCAGACGUGAGUGAAGAAGUCAAGAAAAGGUUUGUGAAAUAUUGCCAAAAACGUGGAAUUGUUAAGGAAAACAUAAUCGACCUGACCGAAGAUGAUCGCUGUCUCCAGGCCCAGGGGAGUGAAGAGGACCAGGACUCCAGGUUGGUGAUCUCUGGUGGAGAGGGUGACCCAGGGAUGAAUGCCUUCCAGAAGCAUUAG
This is a messenger RNA of Enhydra lutris kenyoni (northern sea otter), 618 nucleotides long. RefSeq names its product lipocalin 9. Gene Ontology annotation, molecular function: small molecule binding; odorant binding. Lineage: Eukaryota; Metazoa; Chordata; Mammalia; Carnivora; Mustelidae. The coding region runs from base 1 to 618 and encodes 205 amino acids. The record is from RefSeq and is a predicted model, not a curated record. The transcript is spliced from 6 exons.